Molecule: messenger RNA, 1459 nt
Organism: Myripristis murdjan (pinecone soldierfish)
Lineage: Eukaryota; Metazoa; Chordata; Actinopteri; Holocentriformes; Holocentridae
Gene: elac1
Product: elaC ribonuclease Z 1
Exons: 5
Coding region: 247-1359 (370 amino acids)
Cellular component (GO): nucleus
Molecular function (GO): 3'-tRNA processing endoribonuclease activity
Source: RefSeq, a predicted model, not a curated record
UGGUCCACAUUAAUGAACUUCCACAGGACAACUUGCGUGAAGUCCUGCAAAAGAAAUUGUUUGUUUGUUUUUUCCACUGGGCAUCUCUAGGAAACCGACCGGCGUCCGACACGACCUGAACACGUCAUUAGCGUCGCUCGCUUGCUGCGUCAUCUUUCUGUGCCUGUGUUUACGGUUUGCAGAGCCAUGUUGCUGUGCAUUCCGGUGGAGUCUCUGUGAAGUUCCUGUGUGACUUUGGCAGGGAAAAUGACCAUGGACAUGACUUUCCUCGGGACCGGGUCGGCCUACCCGUCGCCUCACCGCGGCGCCUCGGCCCUGGUGCUCCGGGCGGAGGGGGAGUGCUGGCUGUUUGACUGCGGGGAGGGGACGCAGACCCAGCUGAUGAGGAGCCAGCUGAGAGCCGGUCGAAUCACCAAAGUGUUCAUCUCCCACUUGCAUGGGGACCACGUGUUCGGCCUGCCUGGCCUCCUGUGCACCGUGAGUCUCAACACCAACCCCAGCUCUGUGCAGGACCAGCCCUGUGUGGAGAUCUAUGGGCCCCGGGGCCUCAGACACUUUCUCAGGGUGACUCUUGGCCUCACUGGGUCACAGCUGCUCUUCCCUUAUGCAGUACACGAGCUGGAGCCCACGCUUGACCAGAGCCCACCAGAGGGACAGCUCAGCCAUGAGAUGACCACUGAGUCUGGGCCUCUGCACCCCCAGGAGCAACCGGGGAGAAGUAUUUGUCUGGAUGCCUCCAGUGACUGCUACCUCCUCUUUGAAGACAAGAAGUUUGUGGUCAGAGCUUUCAGGCUGUUCCACCGUGUACCCUCUUUUGGUUUCUCCGUUCAGGAGCAGGACCGGCCUGGAAGACUGAAGACUGAACUCCUAAAGGAACUAGGCCUGAAACCAGGGCCACUUUACGGGCGCCUGAAAGCAGGACAGUCGGUGACACUGGACAACGGACGUGUGGUGCUGCCAAGUGAGGUGCUGGAAGAUCCCAUUCCAGGGAGGAAAGUCUGCAUUUUAGGGGACUGCAGCUCAGUUCUGGGUGAAGGACCGUUGAAGGCGUGCAACCGAGCAGACAUUUUGGUUCAUGAGGCUACCCUGGGGGACGAGCACCAUGAGAAAGCAGUGGAGCACGGACACAGUACGCCUAAAAUGGCAGCGGCGGUGGCCCAGGCUUGCUGCGCACGGAGGCUGGUGCUGUACCACUUCAGCCAGAGGUACAAGCCCUGCGCCCUGCAGAAGGAAGGGGACGAUGACGACGUCGUGGAGCUCCAGAGACAGGCUGAAGAUGCUCUAGAUGGCAGCGGGAUAGAAGUGACGCUGGCUGAGGACUUUUUUACUCUGCCCAUACCUCUGAGAAGGCCACAGUGAUACUCAGCCACCUUGGUUUUACAUUGCUGCCAGUGGAUCUGAGUGAAAAAGUGAGUGAAUGAAUCUGUAAUUGAUAAAAUAAAAUACGUUUUAAUGUCUA